AUGCGCAAGCAACUUGAUCCUCGUAUACCCGUACUAAUUAACAAUAAUGUCAAGAAAAAUCACCGGUCCUUCAUAGUUCUGGUCGGUGAUAAGGGGAGGGACCAGAUCGUGAAUCUCCACUUUUUGCUUUCACAGGCGCGUGUGUCGGCACGCCCUUCAGUACUAUGGUGCUAUAAAAAGGAUCUUGGUUUUACCGCGGCACGAAAAAAGCGAGAGGCGAAAAUUAAGCGGGACGUGAAGAGAGGUGUGCGGGAGCCAAACGAGCAAAAUCCAUUCGAGAUUUUUGUGACUGUCACAGAUAUCCGUUAUACCUAUUAUAAAGAAUCACACCGUAUAUUGGGAAACACCUAUGGCAUGUGUAUCCUGCAAGAUUUUGAGGCAAUCACACCCAAUCUCUUGGCACGCACUAUUGAGACGGUAGAAGGCGGUGGACUAGUGGUACUUCUCCUGAAAACAAUGUCAUCUUUGAGGCAAUUGUACACUCUUACCAUGGAUGUACAUGCCAGGUACAGAACCUCGUCUCAUGAUUCGGUAGUUGCGCGAUUUAACGAACGGUUCAUUCUCUCCCUGGGAUCUUGCUCGGACUGCUUGGUUUUGGAUGAUGAACUGAAUGUCUUGCCCAUAUCUAAAGCCAAGGAUAUCACCCCGAUUGAAGAGGAACGCGGGAAGGGUAAGGUGGACUCCGAGCUCAAAAACCUCAAGGAUAGUCUGGCAGACACAAAACCUGUGGGCGAGCUCGUCAAACUUGCAAAAACCAUAGACCAGGCUCGAGCUGUUCUAACCUUUGUUGAUGCGAUUGCCGAGAAGACACUCUCAUCCACCGUCACGCUCACCGCAGCUCGAGGUCGUGGUAAAUCUGCGGCGCUAGGCUUGGCAAUCGCUGCCGCUCUCGCUCAUGGAUACUCAAAUAUUUUUAUUACGAGUCCCAGUCCAGAAAACUUGAAUACACUUUUCGAAUUCAUCUUCAAGGGCAUGGAUGCUCUCGGUUACGAGGAGCACUUGGACUACGACAUUGCACAGAGCACGAAUCCGGAGUUUAAUAAGGCCAUCGUCCGUGUAAAUGUGUUCCGUCAGCAUCGUCAGACCAUUCAGUACAUCCAACCUGAGGAUGCACACGUUCUUGGUCAGGCCGAGCUAGUUGUCAUCGAUGAGGCAGCCGCCAUCCCCCUUCCCCUUGUCCGCAACCUCCUGGGCCCGUACCUUGUUUUCAUGGCCUCGACAAUCAACGGAUACGAAGGCACAGGGCGCUCUCUUUCUCUCAAACUUAUUCAACAACUCCGCGAAAGUACCCGACCUUCACUCACAAAAGAUGCUACUGCGCCUGUUGAAGAUGGUGCUACUGCCUCAACUUCCAAAAAGCCCACGCGCUCCGCCGCCCCUAAAGUUCGAACCCUUCGUGAAAUCAAGCUUGAAACACCUAUCCGAUACUCUGCUGGCGAUCGCAUCGAAAAAUGGCUGAAUGGCCUUCUCUGCUUGGAUGCGGCCAUCGUACCCAAGGCCGCUCAACAGGGCUGCCCGCACCCUUCUUCAUGCGAACUGUACUAUGUCAGCCGAGAUACGCUCUUUAGCUAUCACCCCGCAUCAGAGAUGUUCUUGCAGCGCAUGAUGGCGUUGUAUGUUGCCAGUCACUAUAAGAACCAACCAAACGACCUCCAGUUGAUGUCGGACGCCCCAGCACAUCACCUUUUCGUGCUCCUACCCCCAAUAGCAGACGACGAGUCUCAUCUUCCGGAGCCACUUGUCGUACUGCAAGUCGCACUGGAGGGGAAUAUCAGCAAAGCCGCCAUCAUGGAUGGCCUGAGCCGCGGUUUGCGAGCAGGAGGUGACAUGAUCCCUUGGCUUGUCUCCCAGCAGUUCCAAGAAAGCAAAUUUGCCCUCCUCUCUGGUGCCCGGAUUGUACGGAUCGCAACCCAUCCCGAUUAUGCAAAUAUGGGGUACGGAUCCCGGGCUCUGAAAGCGCUAAAUUCUUUCUACAGCGGAGAGUACUUUAACCUGGAUGAAGCUACUCCCGCCGAACCCUCCUAUCCAGAUGCAGCAGCCCUAGAUCCGGAAACGGAUCUUAAAACGGAUCACCCCACAGUGCGUGCUCCUGAGGCGAUGCCCCCACUUCUCCAGAGGUUAUCAGAAAGGAAACCUGAAUCUUUGGAUUACCUUGGGGUCUCAUAUGGCCUAACGCCUCAACUUCUUCGCUUCUGGAAAAGAGCUGGAUAUGUACCAUUAUACAUCCGUCAAACACAAAGCGAGCUCACGGGAGAGCAUACAUGCGUUAUGGUCCGGGGACUCGACAGUUCGAUCGAUGGCGAACUUGAGUGGAUGGGCGAGUUUUCGAAAGAUUUCAGGCGGCGGUUCCUAUCUCUGCUUUCUUUCAAGUUCCGUGAGUUCAACAGCGUCACUGCGCUAAGCGUACUCGAGGCUGCGGAUAUCGGUGUGAAGAAGCUUGAUGGGAAGAAAUCGCGAGCUGUUGAAUCGUCAGAGCUCUCCAUCCUCAUGUCACCAUUUGACCUAAAGCGUCUAGAGUCAUAUGCCAAUAAUAUGCUUGACUAUCACGUUGUCCUCGAUCUCCUCCCAAUAGUAGCUUCUCUGUAUUUCGAAGGACGGUUAGGAGAUGACGUGAGGCUGAGCGCGGUUCAGGCCUCCAUCCUUCUUGGUCUCGGUCUUCAACGAAAGACCAUCGAGGAGGUCGAGGGUGAGCUAUCGCUGCCGGUAUCACAGGCACUCGCUUUGUUUGUGAAGGUUAUCCGCAAGAUCACAAAGCAUCUUGUCGACAUCCAGAAGGCUUCGAUUGGCGCCGAUAUUCCGUUGGCCCUUCCAACCACGACUUCACGUGUUGGGGAUGGUGGCGAGCCUGCACAGUGGAAACCUAUUGAAACACAUAUCGACGACGAGUUAAACGAGGCUGGCGAUGAAGCAACAAAAGCACUUCGCGAAAAGCAACGCGAGAUGAUCGACUCCCUGGAUCUGAGCAAGUAUGCUAUUAACGAUGCCAGCGCGGAUUGGAGUGUCGCCGAGGCGCAAGUAUCGAGGCUUGCUAAGGGAGAAGGAGCCACUGUUAUUAGUGUGAAGACGACCGAACCUACUGCUGGCAAAAAGCGGAAAGCGGAAGGUGGAGAUGAUAAGGAUAAAAAAACGACGAGAAGGGGCAAGAAGUCGAGGCGCUGA
Molecule: messenger RNA, 3159 nt
Organism: Suillus subaureus
Lineage: Eukaryota; Fungi; Basidiomycota; Agaricomycetes; Boletales; Suillaceae
Product: GNAT acetyltransferase 2-domain-containing protein
Exons: 13
Coding region: 1-3159 (1052 amino acids)
Biological process (GO): rRNA acetylation involved in maturation of SSU-rRNA
Cellular component (GO): nucleolus; 90S preribosome
Molecular function (GO): 18S rRNA cytidine N-acetyltransferase activity; ATP binding; tRNA binding
Source: RefSeq, a predicted model, not a curated record